CACAUACACUAUGCUAUCCCAAUCCUUUGUUCCUCAAUUGUGCUUGCUAAGAAAAUGAUUAUCCCUCCCCAAGCAUCAUACUUGUACUAUGCAAACUGGUCGACGGAGUCCGACGAGAUAGUGUUAAACACGAUCAUCAAGCUCAAGCAGGAAACAAGGUGGAUGCUCCCCGACUUUCCAUCUUGGUUCAUGAUGACAGCCCAAUGGGAGCUGAAGUUGACUACCGGCAGCAUGUUCACUGAGGCUGAGAUCAAGCAGCGUAUGGAUUUCAUGAAACUUUGGUUCAAAACUUUCAAGGGUGUGCAGAUGGAGGGAGGUUUUUGGGACGUCGGGGCAAAGAUCAUCCAUGCAAACGAUGACAUUUGGGAGAAGAUUCUCAAGAAAACUCCGUUCGCGGGAGCAUACUAUCACCGGGACGAACCCCAUUUCGCGAAGCUCGCCUGUUUGUACGGCUGGGACGAUGUUAAGAAAGAAGGAGAAACUGAAGUCGUCAUAUCCGACCAGACUGUGAAGAUCGAUGUUGAAGUGGAGCCGAGUUGCUACGAACUUCCUGGCUGUUACACGGAGGUGAACUCACCCAAUAUUUUCCCAACCCGCUCAGUGCGUCGCAAGCUCUUUGUAGAUGACGUGGAGACCCCUACUAAUCGCGAAUCAUCGACUGAAAUUGGCAUAUAUUUCAUUGAGAAUGGCCCAAAUGGCCAAUUGGUCCCAAGGCUUGAGAGGGGAAGGGACUUGACUAGCAAACACGGAGCAGACAAAGCUGGCCCUUCAACACGGUCUCCAAACACGAGUUCGGCUGCUUCCAACUCUCCUAAGCAAUGGUACCCGCAUAACAUCAGGCGUCCCCCGUUUUAGUAUAGCUUCGUGGAGGGGAUGUGUCCCCCACUUUUGGUAGGCAAAGGCAGAUGUGUAAGCCGUAUAUUUUGUGGGCAACUUUAGGGGAAGUCUGUUUUGUAUAGGCUCAGAAGCCUGGCUCAUCUUCUAUUUUGGUGUACGUAAUAUGGCUUUGUCUCUUUAGUUCUAUUUUGAUAUGUAGUAUGGUUUGCGUUUAAGUUGUUAAUGAAGGAGUUCUGCAUUCCAGCAACAUCAAUAUGCAUUGGAACACCUUCUAUUUUGGUGUACGUAA
Molecule: messenger RNA, 1126 nt
Organism: Salvia splendens (bonfire salvia)
Lineage: Eukaryota; Viridiplantae; Streptophyta; Magnoliopsida; Lamiales; Lamiaceae
Exons: 2
Coding region: 55-855 (266 amino acids)
Source: RefSeq, a predicted model, not a curated record